Messenger RNA from Pseudo-nitzschia multistriata, 641 nucleotides. Lineage: Eukaryota; Bacillariophyta; Bacillariophyceae; Bacillariales; Bacillariaceae. The record is from the annotation of a GenBank genome assembly.
CAAACGACCAGCAUCUAUUUUCAAUUUACAAUACCUACGACAUACAUCAACAAUCAUGAAGACCGGACUUUUCCUCGCAUCCCUGUGCUCCCUCAACGCCUCAACGUCGGCCUGGACACCGGCUUCGUCGACGUCAACAUCGUCGCGCCGGGGCUUCCUGGACCAGGCCGCCAAGAUUGUUCCCCUCGUCGUCGUCGCGGCCCCCGCCUUUGCCGAUGAGGAAGUCGCCGCCGUCGCCCCCGAAGCCGCUGCUGCCGUGGAAGCAGAGCCCGAGACACCGGCAGACCCCGCGCCAGCCACAGACGAAAACGAAUUUAUUGCCCGCCUCAAGGCCCAAUCGGAAGCGAACAAGGACAAAUACCUGGCACAGUCCCGAAUGAACGACAAGCUCAGCAAGCGCCAGUUCAAUAGCCAAUACGACCGACCCUCCUACGUCGGCGUUCACACAGCCGACAACUCGUCCGUAAAAAUGCUUCUCAAGGCCGAUUUCGAGCAGAUGUUGAAGGAAGGCAAGAUCGAACAAAAAUACGAAUCUAAGGUCGUCAAGAAGACGGGGGAGAUCUCGGACGACUUCUCUAAGCCUAUUUGGAUGUUCGCAAACUAAACAAAAUGCCAAUAAAAGAUAAAAGUAAAAACAACAC